Peromyscus maniculatus bairdii (prairie deer mouse) is the source of this 3947-nucleotide messenger RNA. RefSeq names its product myotubularin related protein 6 (gene Mtmr6). Gene Ontology annotation, cellular component: cytoplasm; nuclear envelope. Gene Ontology annotation, biological process: phosphatidylinositol dephosphorylation. Lineage: Eukaryota; Metazoa; Chordata; Mammalia; Rodentia; Cricetidae. Gene Ontology annotation, molecular function: phosphatidylinositol-3-phosphate phosphatase activity; phosphatidylinositol-3,5-bisphosphate phosphatase activity. The record is from RefSeq and is a predicted model, not a curated record.
CCUGCGCAGUGGCCGCCGCCGGCGGGCUGGCUGACGCUGGCGGGUUGAGGGAGUUCCUGCUGGUGGCUGUCACCGCCCCGUUCCUCUCCUCCCGAUGGUGCGCUCCUGAGGCCAGCUGCCUGCGGGCGUCGCCCCGUGAUGGAGCACAUCCGGACGACCAAGGUUGAACAAGUAAAGUUACUUGACCGGUUUAGUACCAACAACAAGUCACUGACGGGAACACUAUAUCUUACGGCCACACAUCUAUUAUUUAUUGACGCUCAGCAGAAAGAAACCUGGAUACUACACCACCAUAUUGCUUCUGUGGAGAAACUUGCUCUGACCACUUCUGGGUGCCCACUUGUGAUUCAGUGCAAGAACUUCAGGAUCGUGCAUUUCAUCGUUCCCAGGGAAAGAGAUUGCCAUGAUAUUUAUAACUCUCUACUGCAACUGUCAAAACAAGCAAAAUAUGAAGAUCUCUAUGCAUUCUCUUAUAAUCCCAAACAAAAUGAUUCCGAACGACUGAAGGGUUGGGAGGUCAUUGACCUUGCUAGGGAAUAUAAGAGGAUGGGAGUGCCUAAUGGAAAGUGGAAACUCUGUGAUGCCAACCGAGACUACAAGGUCUGUGAAACUUACCCAAAGGAGCUAUAUGUUCCAAAGUCAGCCACCCCACCAAUGAUCAUGGGCAGCUCCAACUUCCGAAGCAAGGGCAGACUUCCAGUCCUGUCCUACUGCUGGCAAGGCACCGAGGCUGUCAUUUGUCGAUGUAGUCAACCAUUGUCAGGCUUCAGUGCCAGGUGCCUGGAGGAUGAGAAGUUGCUUAAAGCCAUUAGUACAGCCAACUCAGGAAACAACUACAUGUAUGUUGUGGAUACCAGGCCCAAGCAUCGCAUGCAGAGCUGGUGGGAUACACAAAAGGACAUUGGCAGAAUUAUAGUGAGGAUUUCUUCAAAAAUCUGGAAUGAUGAGAAAAUAAGAGAGAGCGAUGAGAAAAAGCGACUGAAUGCAAUGGCUAACAGAGCAGCCGGAAAAGGUUAUGAAAAUGAAGACAACUAUUCUAAUAUUAGAUUUCAGUUUGUUGGAAUAGAAAAUAUUCAUGUCAUGAGAUCCAGCCUUCAGAAAUUACUAGAAGUGAAUGGCAACAAGGGGCUGUCUGUCAACGACUUCUACUCUGGUUUGGAGAACUCAGGAUGGCUUCGCCAUAUCAAGGCUGUUUUGGAUGCUGCAAUCUUCUUAGCUAAGGCAAUAGUGGUGGAAAAUGCAAGUGUGCUGGUGCACUGUUCGGAUGGGUGGGACAGGACUUCCCAAGUCUGUUCCCUUGGUUCGCUUUUGUUGGAUCCCUACUACAGGACAAUGGAAGGAUUCAUGGUUUUAAUAGAAAAAGAUUGGAUAUCGUUUGGGCAUAAAUUUUCAGAGAGGUGUGGCCAUCUGGACGGUGACCCAAAGGAAGUCUCACCGGUGUUUACUCAGUUCUUGGAGUGUGUGUGGCAUCUGACAGAGCAGUUCCCACAAGCCUUUGAGUUCAACGAAGCGUUCCUUCUUCAGAUCCAUGAGCAUGUGCAUUCGUGCCAGUUCGGGAACUUCCUCGGGAACUGCCAGAAGGAGAGAGAGGAGCUCAAGUUGAAGGAGAGAACUUACUCCCUGUGGUCCUUUCUUUUGGAUGACAAGCAGAAGUACUUAAACCCUCUCUACAGUUCCACAUCUGAGACAGUCUUGGAGCCAAAUACAGUUUCUUUCAACUUUAAGUUUUGGAGAAACAUGUACCACCAGUUUGAUCGGACGCUCCAUCCUCGACAGUCUGUAUUGAACAUAAUUAUGAAUAUGAAUGAGCAAAACAAGCAGUUAGAGGAAGACAUUAAAGACCUAGAAUCUAAAAUUACGCAAUGCAAAAAUGGCAUGUUAACGAAGGACUUGCUGCAUGCCGUCCACCCUGAACCACCUGCCCUCAAAACCUCCCUGUGUCUGAAGGAGCAGAGUCUGCUUCCGGUGAACGACACACUUCGAGCUAUAGAGGGCAGCAACCCAGCAGAUAAUCGGUACUGUGACUACCCCGAGGAGUUUUCCAAGCCGGAGCCUGCUGUGGUCAGCUUGGAGUACGGUGUGGCCAGGAUGACCUGUUAGACUCCUUCGGUGUUUGCCUGGACUGACUGUAGUGGUGAGGAUGGUCUGGACACAUGGGCACGGGGUUUGUCGAACGGCUUUGGGCUUAACAGCAGGUGAAUAGUUGAGAAUAGGAUCAUAACUGCUCUUGAGAGGAAUAAGUCAGCUAAGUGCCACUUGUAGCAAGAGCAAUAUUCAUUUCUGUAGGAAGUGAGUAGUAGUGUGUGCACUUACUAGAAAUGAUUUACACAGUAUACGAGUGAGCUGACGGUCUGUUGAUUCAGAUGUUAAUUCCAGCCAGGCUCAGAUAGCUUUCCUGAAGUGUAAUUUAACUCGGAGAAAACAGACCUGACAACCUGAACCCUUCAUGAUUGACAUGGCAUGUGCUUUCAGGUCUAGAGAUGCGUGACUGUGCGUGUAUUUUGCCAUUUAGUGACGUUUUAACAUUGAAGUGCCAUGAAAAGUACUUCUGAGACAGCCUUAAAGUAAAUUCUCAGUUUAUUCUUUACGUUUUAUAGCCAAGGACAAGGUGUCUGAUUUCUCCUUUCGUCAGCCUUACUUCCUGAAAAGAACUGCACUCUCCUGACAGGAGGGUCUCCCGCUGGCUGCCCGCCUCCUGCAUAGAAGGUUGCAGGCUCUGGUGUUUGUAAUUGGCCAGCCCCGCCCACACUCAGAGCAUAACGCCUCCCAAGGCUUUGUUCUGCUUGCCAUUUGUUUCAAGCUGCAGCUGACAGUUCAUUGUUUACAGCUUAGAGGUCUGAUUUCUUAGACACAUGACCACGUUUGGCAUUUACUUUCGGAUUACUGCAUUCUGUUAAUUCUUACAUCGUGGUUGGCUUGAAUCCUUUGCUAACCGCACAUUUAAAGCAGCAAAGCUCUAAAGUGUUCUGAAUACUAAGUACAUUCUUAGCUGCCUGAUCCCCUAGAACAUUUCACGUUCGUGUUCCUGCCUACAAACUUUCAGGUAAAGCAAAAGGGGUGUACUGACAGUGGAGAUCUUGUUUGGUUGUGUGAAUUUUGAAGCAGGCAUUUUUAUGUGGAAUAUAUUUCUUUUCUCUUAACUCUAGAAGGGACAGAAAGGGAGCACUGAGGGGAGCCAGUUAAUGUCCAAGAAAAGCAGCUUUAACUCUGGGAAAGGGUUUGCUUUGCUUUGUUACAGUCAUUCUUUAUUCUGUGCACUAGGGCAUACCUAUCUUUUCAAAAAAUCACUUUCAGUUGACAGUAUUACCAGCUGGCUUUGAAACGAAGUUUAAUAUCAUGGACGGCAUGAGGUACAGUUCAAGGGCACUAAGAAAUCUGCAUAUGUCAUCUUACAUAUCUCCUGAUUACACCUAUAUCUGUAAUAUUUCUUGUAUUACUUUUCAACAUAUGUAUCUUUUUUUUAAAAAAAGAAGAAAGCUCUAUUGUAUGUGAUUUUUAUCUAGUCCUGUUUAUUUUUCCAAUUCACUUCUGAAAGACCUUAUGUAAUAAAAACACUGCAUUUUAAAAAGUAACAAAUGUACUAUAAGAAUAUAACAUAUAAUUAAUGGUGUUUAGACAUUGGAAAAGGAAACUUAAUCUCUGUAGCCACAACAGGAAGCUUUUGUGCCUUGGUUCCAACAGGUUGUGGUUUUAAACUCUUCUAUGGCAGACUUCUUGUAGUCAUCAUUUUGGUUCAUUAUGCUAAUCUUCAACUUCACAUGCACAUAUGUGUUUACGUGCUCACACACAGAUAACAUCCUGGGUGAUGUACAGGGCAUAUGUUGGUGAAAGUCUGUGUAAAUGUCUUAAAAGAUUGGAUUUAUGUUCAUUGUGUUUGAAGAUGUAUAGCAUGUAAAUUAUUUCAUGUAUUAUUUAAAGGCAAUUAAAUGUUCAUGUUUUCCUUUGAA